This is a messenger RNA of Mercenaria mercenaria, 636 nucleotides long. RefSeq names its product piggyBac transposable element-derived protein 5-like. The transcript has a single exon. Bases 1 to 636 code for a protein of 211 amino acids. The record is from RefSeq and is a predicted model, not a curated record. Lineage: Eukaryota; Metazoa; Mollusca; Bivalvia; Venerida; Veneridae.
AUGAAGCCGACUAAACGUGGGAUCAAAGUGUGGGUAAGGGCGGACCCUCACAAUGGAUAUGUGAAUGACAUUCAAGUGUAUUUAGGUAAGGAGAACCGUGACGAAGACAAGGGUUUAGGGGAGCGAGUUGUGAUGGAUUUAGUAACACCAAUUUUGAAUCGCGGACAUCAUGUGUAUUGUGACAAUUAUUUCACUACGGUAGGACUAUUCGAGGAAUUACAACAGCAAAGAACUUACGCGUGUGGAACAUUUAGAUCCAACAGACGAGGAAUAUCUAUCACGAUGCAGAAAGGAAACAUGGUUGCGACAGCUUGGAGGGACAAGAAGACCGUAUUCAUUUUAUCUACAAACUUCGAUCCAACAACGCCGAGGACAACAGUUCAACGAAGGCAGAAAGACGGAAGUCAGAAAGAUGUUUCUUGCCCGGAGUCCGUACGAAAUUACACAAAGUACAUGAACGGUGUUGACCAUGCGGAUCGGCUACGGGCAAUGUACAGUCUAGCGCGCAAGUCAGCCAAGUGGUGGAAAUAUCUUUUCUGGUUUUUAGUUGAUCUUGCCAUAGUUGGAGCCUAUAUUCUGAUGAAGGAAUCACCAAAUCACCACAGAAGACAAGAACAGGAAAACCUAAGCCACUGA